Messenger RNA from Chondrus crispus (carragheen), 375 nucleotides. RefSeq lists its product as hypothetical. Bases 1 to 375 code for a protein of 124 amino acids. NCBI's taxonomy places the organism in Eukaryota, Rhodophyta, Florideophyceae, Gigartinales, Gigartinaceae. The record is from RefSeq and is a predicted model, not a curated record. The transcript has a single exon.
AUGGAGCGCCUCAUCGCCUCGGUCUUUAACGACGACUACCCCAAUGCCCCGCCGGAUGACACCGCACAGCCGAGCAUCCGCACCCUCAAGCGCAAGGGAAGGUCCAAGAUUCCGAGCCUCAACUUUUCACACCUGCCCCCGCCCCUCCCGUUCGACUCCUCAUCCAAGCCCUCCGGCUCGCCGCGCCCACCGCCCACCCCCAACCAGCUCAUGCGCCGCCUGUCUACGCGAGGCGGACGAAGUGACUCCGCCCCGUCUGGAGGUCGGAUACCGCCGACCCCGCCGCACAGAGCGGCGAGAUUAAGAAGAGGACCAGUUGGUUUACUGAGGCCGUCGCCAUUGGCGCCCCCGACCCGGGAGGUAGCGGCCUCCUGA